Messenger RNA from Periophthalmus magnuspinnatus, 2887 nucleotides. RefSeq names its product mitochondrial ribosomal protein L2 (gene mrpl2). Gene Ontology annotation, molecular function: structural constituent of ribosome; RNA binding. The record is from RefSeq and is a predicted model, not a curated record. Bases 85 to 975 code for a protein of 296 amino acids. The transcript has 8 exons. Gene Ontology annotation, cellular component: ribosome. NCBI's taxonomy places the organism in Eukaryota, Metazoa, Chordata, Actinopteri, Gobiiformes, Gobiidae. Gene Ontology annotation, biological process: cytoplasmic translation.
CAGCAUGCGACGCGGCGUGCAGCGCUGUGAAGGACGCAGAUGAGUAAAGUUGGGAUGAAUUAAGCCAAAAAUUAGGAUUGUGGGAUGGCAGUGUCGUGUCUGACUCGAGCUCUUCGCACCCUGACAGUGUCCCAGUCCCCUCUACUCCCCUCUCAGCUUCUGGCACAGGCAAAUGCUGGAGCUCAGUUAAUAAAUCCGGGACAAUGCAAAGGCUUUCAGACCACAGCUGCACUAGAGCAGAACAGGACUUUCUGGAAAAAGAUGGACAAGUACACAAUCAGACCUAUUGGGAUGAAGAAGACUGGGGGCAGAGACCACACAGGAAAGAUACGGACACAUGGCAUCGGUGGCGGGCACAAGCAGAGAUACCGGUGGGUGGACUUCCAGCGACUGAGAUAUGAACCAAACAAAGAAGAUAAACCUUUUGAAGAAAAGGUCGUCCAAGUGAGAUACGAUCCCUGCAGAUCAGCAGACAUUGCACUCGUUGCUGGAGGUAAUAGAAAAAGAUGGAUCAUUGCUACAGAGAACAUGCAGGUUGGGAACAUCAUCAAGACCUCUGGAGUCAUUGGACGCAUGGCAGUUUCAGCAAAUGAAGGAGAUGCUUUCCCUCUAGGAGCUCUUCCUGUGGGGUCUCUGAUCCACAACCUCGAAAUAAAACCAGGCAGAGGAGCACAGUAUAUCCGGGCUGCAGGCACAAGUGGUGUACUACUCCGUAAAGUUAAUGGAACAGCAAUUGUUCAACUUCCCUCAAAGCAACAAGUUCAGGUUGACGAGACCUGUAUGGUCACAGUGGGACGAGUGUCCAACAUUGACCACAAUAAAGAAAUCAUUGGGAAAGCGGGUCGUAAUCGCUGGUUUGGGGUCCGUCCUUCGAGCGGUUUAUGGCAAAGAAAAGGAGGCUGGGCUGGACGCAAGAUCAAACCUCUGCCUAAAAUGAAAGUCUAUGUCAAUUUACCCUCAAUAGCAGCUAAAUAACAUCAAACAUCUUUGCUCCUUUAGACUGGUUACAUCAGAUAGAACUUUACUAAUGAUGAAAUGUACUGUACAGUAUGAGAAAACAUGUUGAAUAUUGCAAAAUAAGACAAUACAGCUGUAUAUGGAUGUUGUUUUUGUUAAAUAAAAUAUGCCUGAACUCUAUGGGUAAUGGGUAAAAAUUACAUUGUUCAAAAUGAUUUGUAGCAAGGACUAAAAUUAACCAACCAAAACUAAGAGUCAAAUUAAACAAUUAUUCAUUUUUCAUUAAUUCAUAAUUAUUAUUGUAUUGAUUAUUAUGAAUUGACAACUUUCAAUGUAAAAUAUUUUUGUAGUUUGUCCUCUAGUUUCUUGAGGUAUAGAUAACUCUGUUGUUCUAAUAAUUGUUUUUGAACUACUAUGGUGGAUCUACAAAAUACAUAGAAUGAAGGCCGUGCUUUGUACAGAAGAUUAAAAAUUUUAUUUAACACAACUGCUUGUGAGCAUGGAAACAAACAAACAAUAUAAAAAUCCAAAACAUAUUUACAUCUAUAGUAAAACAUGCAGAGGAACCCAUAUUUUUAGUGGUAACUUUAAAAAUACUGUCAUGUUUUUAAAAGAGGAUUUGUGCAAAGACGAUGGGUGGUAUUUCAAGUAACAGGAACAUUGAGAUGGCAUGUCUCAUCAUCAUGGAGUAGUUUUUGCUGCUUUUGAGACUUAUGUCAGAGGCUCAAACACAUUACAGUUUAAAAGUGUGCAGGGACAUUAAGUUUUUUAAGUAAAAUUCCCAUAGUUGUUUUUUUUUAAUAUUAAACAUUUGUUGGAGUCUAUUAGGUCUGUAGUAACACAUGAGUAUAAGACAUAAUAAAUAAUAUUUGUGAUGCAUAAGCCACAAAGUUAUAAUUACACCUUGCUGUAUUUUUAGUUCUUUUAUAUUCAUGUAUUUAAUAUAAUUAGGUUAUGGUUAUUAGUUGCCACAUAUCUGAUCUCAAAAUAUUAAGAAUUUUCCCAAAAACUUUUCAAACUUAAUAGGACAUUUGUUGAUUUCCACUCUUGAUCUCUAUAAGUGGUAUGCAAGAUUUGUCUUAUAGUAUUUAGUCCUGAUUUACCUAACCAGUACUGACCUUGGUUUAUUCUGGUUUAGACUUUUUAGUUUAGACUAUUAUGACAAUUUUAGCUAAUUAAAAAUAUGUUAAAAGCAAAUUAUUUUAUAUAAAAGCAAAUUUAAGAGGUAAUUGCUGGUCGUUUAAGUUUGAAAACCUCUGAUUUAAAAAUGUUAGCAUGCCCGCUCAUUGAUCCAGCCUUGUAAAGUACCCCCAUGCUACGUCUAGAUUCAGGGCAAAAAGGUUGCGAGUUCAAAUACGAUGAAAUAAUCUUGCCAUUUUAGUUUGAAAAAAAGGUUGCGAGUUCAAAUACGAUGAAAUAAUCUUGUCAUUUUAUUUUGAAAAAAGCUAAAUUGCAUGUCUACUAAGUUAAUUCCCUCAAAUAAUUCUGCAUUGGCUAAUACUAAACAACCUAGGCAGCUAGAACACAGGCAGACACACACGGUGGUAGCUGCAAUGAGUGGCAAAAAUAAUGUAACAGUUUCUUCCAUAGACCUUAAUAGGCAAAUGCAGCCAAUACAGUCAAUAAUAAUAAUUACGAAAAUGAGCACACGGGUUUCUCUAGUCUAUAGGUAGUGGUUCUUUCAAAUAUAACACCUCAAAAUCAAAAGCAAUGUCCCAAUUUGAGAUAAAAUGUAUUUAAACCACAUCAAAGUGCAUUAUAAAAGAGGGAAAUGUAUGAGAAAUGACUAUUAUAGUGUUUGCAUUGUAGGACUUCAUAGCAACAAGGGUAAAUAUUUGGCAUUUAAGUUAAAGGGAUAGUGCAGUGUUUUGUAGUUUCUAAUAGACACUUUUAGAGUAAAUGAUCGCUGAUACACUCCUAGUUUAGACAA